This is a messenger RNA of Cylindrotheca closterium, 831 nucleotides long. The record is from the annotation of a GenBank genome assembly. NCBI's taxonomy places the organism in Eukaryota, Bacillariophyta, Bacillariophyceae, Bacillariales, Bacillariaceae.
AUGAUUCUAUGGACCCGUCGGGAGGCUGCCUUGGCCAUUGGAGCCCUGGUCUCAUUUUCUGGAUCCAAUGACGUACUUUUGCAAGUCGAGACCGAAAAGACUGCCCUCCUUCUGGGUGGAUUUUUGCUUCCAUCAACUGCUUAUGAAGCCUUCCAAGAGCCCCUAGCCAAGCUUGGAUAUUCUGUCGAUAUCCUUGCCUACAAUGAACUUCUCCAAAAGAACGAUGCUUCAUCUUCAGAGCAUAUACCGAUUGAAGCUCUUUCCAAAUCGCCGAGUCUUUUGCUAGGACACUCCAAAGGAGCCAAAACUAUCGCAGAAUGGAUGCCCUAUUGGACAACUGAGAGCUCAAUAAAUUCAAAAAGCCACAACACCAAGCCCACCUCGGCUCGUCACGAUUCGGUCCCAGCGGUAGUUUUGAUUGAACCGGUAGAUGUGGUUCCGCCUGGUGCUCCAUCCUACAGCGUUCUGGAAGAGGAUUGGUCCUCAAACCUGAGAUCUAUUAGUCAGAUUCCAACCCUAAUUGUGGCUGCAUCCUAUACACAUACUAGCUCCAGGUACGGAAAGGCCAAGAACCUUUGCGCUCCGCCUGGCCGGGAUGCCAGGGCAUUUUACGAAAUGGCCAUGGAGGCCCGAGUGCGAUACCCCAAAGCUGCAGCUCCUUUGAAGUAUGUCGAAUUCGAAACCUUGGGUCAUAACGACGUCGUAGUUACUUCCAGUCAAUCAGCAUCCAUUGGAGGAUGUGGCAAUGGACCGGAUCGAGCCAAAGGGGCGCAGCGUGUCACGGAAUGUAUUGUCGAUUGGCUAACCCACCUUGAUGCUGCGGAUAUUUGA